Molecule: messenger RNA, 1384 nt
Organism: Bradysia coprophila
Lineage: Eukaryota; Metazoa; Arthropoda; Insecta; Diptera; Sciaridae
Cellular component (GO): membrane; cytosol
Source: RefSeq, a predicted model, not a curated record
UCGAGCCUAAGAAGUGUAUACCAAUUAAAUAUUUAAACGACAUCCGUUUGAAUAAAGAAAAAGUUUGUAGUUAUGAAGUGGUACAUCGUUUCUUGGGUUUUGCUUUUUGCACAAAUCCUAACGCAAUUGUCAACAGUGGAAAGUGCCAGACAACGACAUCGUCACCGUCACCGAGUCUACAAGCAACGGUUUGAUUUGAACGAUGUGGGCUUUGACUUGAAUUAUCGAAACAACAUUUUACUCGAGUUUGAGAAAGAUCUGAACACUCUUACGGACGGACUUACAAUUAAGAAAGAUGUUUUAGAAACGACUACAAACAAUGUUACUUUUCCAAAAGUUCAGGAUUUCGCUUCAGUUUUAAAAACACAGCAACAUCUAUUAACUGAAAUCCCAAACAACAGUAAUGAAUACAAAAAUUUGGAAAUCAAAGUGGUGGACUCCAUAUCACGAACGCUAAACUUUUACUAUUCUCAGUUGGAUGAUAUUAAAGAAGGAGAUUCCUCACUUUCACUGGAAAUUCUAAAAGAUAUUGACGCUAAGCAUGGAAAAUUUUUCCAGCAAAACUUUCCGUUGAAGCAAAUGAUUCAAAGUGCUAGCAAUUCUGGACAAGAAUUGGACAAGUUGAUGGUACGCCAAUGGAAAAUUCGAACAGCCAAAGCGAACACGAAUUAUUGGAAACCUGCGUUGGUUUUGCAAAACUAUCUGAAUCAAAUUGACGAUGCGACUCUGGACAAUAUUGGUAACGAGAAAGAAGGACUGUGGGGAAAAGUGAAUAGUGAAUGUCAGGAUGCUAUUGUAAGCAGAUGUGAAAUUCCGUACAUCUGUGAACGAACACUGCUGGAUCGUACGCCGAGAUCACAGUAUCUUCUUACGCAUCAGAUAUUUCAACGACUAUUGAUUGACAAUGCAAAUUGCCCGAAUUUACAACCAUUUAUUUCUGACGAUGAUAUCUACGCAAAACUGUGUACCAAAGCAUAUUUGGAAGCCCAAUAUUUGGAUUUACUGGACGUGCCUAUAAAUCAACGUGAUUUGUUUGCGGAGUUGGUUGGCCUUUGUGGCUACUUAGGAUACACAAACUUUUUACGAGUGGAUUGGCUCCAUCGAAUUCUAUCGUGGCAGAGUGAAUCUGAUUCGGGUUGCUACAUUGUAGAUCCGGAUACACCUGUCGGAUUGAUCAGCACUGACAUGCCAUUCAAACGAACAGCUACGAAGAAAGAAUUGCAAAAUGGUAUUGUGGAUACAAACGAAGAAUGUUUACCACAUUUGACUGCAGUUGCUUUGACGGCCAUUACAACGUUUUGGGACUACUUACAAAGUAAUCAAGUACGAUAUGGCGACCAUUUGGAAUUGUAAAAAAAAUAAAAAUUUUUGGAUCGGAUUGGGA